Cinclus cinclus is the source of this 1335-nucleotide messenger RNA. Its product is annotated as vasoactive intestinal polypeptide receptor 1-like. Gene Ontology annotation, cellular component: plasma membrane. Bases 1 to 1335 code for a protein of 444 amino acids. NCBI's taxonomy places the organism in Eukaryota, Metazoa, Chordata, Aves, Passeriformes, Cinclidae. The transcript is spliced from 13 exons. The record is from RefSeq and is a predicted model, not a curated record. Gene Ontology annotation, biological process: cell surface receptor signaling pathway; adenylate cyclase-modulating G protein-coupled receptor signaling pathway. Gene Ontology annotation, molecular function: peptide hormone binding; G protein-coupled peptide receptor activity; vasoactive intestinal polypeptide receptor activity.
AUGAAGGAGGAGCUGGGCUGUCCCCAGCCCCUCAGGGACAGAACCGGGACACCACUGGGGGUCCCUGGGGGACCCUGGCAGCCGCCCUGGCCCCGCUCGCUGCUGUUCCUGCUGCUUCUCCCCUCGCUUCAGGUGCAAGGAACUCAUCCUGACUGCUCCAUCGUCCUCCAGUUCCAGAAGAGAGAAGCAGAAUGUCUGGAGAGGAUCCAGAGUGAGAGCCAGACACCGGCACUCCCUGGGCAGGAAGGCUGCCCGACCGAGUGGGACGGGAUGAGUUGCUGGCCCACCCUGCCCUUUGGCCAGUCCCGAGCUGUCGCCUGCCCCGACAUCCUGAACGUUUUCAAGGAGUCCAAAGGGCUGAUCCAGAGGAACUGCACUGAGUGGGGCUGGAGCCUCCCCAGCCCCCCCUACCACAGCUCCUGCCAGCUGGAGACCCUCAGCAGCAACAAUGACACCGAGGCCAAGAGAGGCCAUUUUAUCACCAUGAAGGUGCUCUACACCUGUGGCUACUCCACAUCACUGGCAGCUCUGCUCCUGGCCAUCGGCAUCUUCUCCUGCUUCAGGAAGCUUCACUGCACCAGGAAUUCCAUCCACAUCCACUUCUUCACCUCCUUCAUCCUGCGGGGCACUGCUGUGUUCAUUAAGGACAGCGUCCUCUUCUCAGAUGAGUCCAUCGACCACUGCACGAUGUCCACGGUGACCUGCAAAGCAGCCAUUGCCUUCUUCCAGUACUCAGUGCUGGCCAACUUCUACUGGCUGCUGGUGGAGGGCCUCUACCUGCAGACACUGCUGCUGCUCACCUUCACCUGCGACAGGAGCUACACCUGGGGCUACAUCCUCAUCGGCUGGGGUGUCCCCAUGGUCACAGUCGGGGUGUGGGUGCUCACCAGGCUGCACUAUGAUGACCACGGGUGCUGGGAUGACUACUCCAGCCUGUACUGGUGGGUGAUUAAGGCUCCCAUUCUCCUGGCCAUAUUUGUGAACUUCCUCAUCUUCCUCAACGUCACCAGGAUGUUGGCACAGAAGAUCCGGUGUCCAGACCUCAGCAAAACCCACAAGCAGCAGUACAUGAGGUUGACCAAGUCCACGCUGCUCCUCAUCCCCCUCUUCGGGGUGCACUACGUGCUGUUCGCGCUCUUCCCUGAGCAUGUGGGUGUGGACGCCCGGCUCUACUUUGAGCUGGUUCUCGGCUCCUACCAGGGCUUCCUGGUGGCUCUGCUCUACUGUUUCCUCAACGGGGAGGUCCAGGCUGAGAUCAGGAGGAGCUGGGGCAAGUGGCAAAGGUCCAUGGAGAGCAACGUCUUCAACCUGGCUACCCAGGACUUCACAGCAUGA